UCAUGAUCAAAUAUCUGUUUUAUGUUCCAAGAUCAAGAUUCCUGUUUUGUCUGCAAGUGUGAGGUCAUUCUGUGACUCAUACAUGAAUAAUAAAAUAUUGAUAAAGGAGUAAGUCAACUAUGUGAUUAGAGUUGACAUUUGGAGGAUAAAUAGUAAACUUUGAAUUUAUCUAUCAAUAAAAGAUGUAACCAUUUCAUGUUUACCUCGAAAUCUCAGCUAAACAAAAGUUUAGUUAUUACAUUGGAACUUCUGAAAGGAUAACUCAUGCUUUGUUUAACUUUCUUGCAUAUUGCAUGUUUGCCUCCAUACCAAAAGGAUGUUGGAAAGGACAAAAGGUCCUUGUGAAGACAUCUUUUAUUGGUUAAAUACGCAAAUAUCAUGACUGAGUAGUUAAAUACUCGAAUAUCAUGAGUUAGUAGUUAGUUAAGUAUCUGAGAAAAAGUUCCAUAGUCUAAUGUGUUUUGUCCUUUUUGAAUCUGUCUAUUAACAUUCUGUUGAUAUUUCCAAUGGUCUUCUGCUUUGUUACAACCAAACAUUGUGGAUUUAGUUCCAAGAUGGACUGUUCCACAAACUCUUAGAAUCUUCUUUGCUACUAUUAUCAGCGGUGAAUUUAUAGGCAAAUGGUGCUCUUGGUUGAAUGUUGAGUUGUUUACGUUGAGGACUAGGGAUUCUACUUCUGAAGAACUAUAUCUCUGUCCCAAAUAAUUGCUCUUUCAGAAAGGAUCAUGGACUUGAUCAGUUUUGGCCCAGGGUGGUUUCCCUUGAUAUUGGUUUUGAUAACUACUAUGUGCAAUCCUUCAGAUUGCUAUGAUCCUCUAGAUCCUAUUGGAAAUAUUGCAGUUACCUACGACAUUGUUAGGUGGACAGAAGAUGGUUACCAGGCAAGGAUAACUAUUCAAAACCACUAUCAGUAUAGGCACAUCGAGAAACCAGGCUGGCAACUAGGUUGGGCAUGGGCAGCUAGUGAGGUUAUUUGGUCAAUGUCUGGUGCUUUUGCCACUCAACAAGGGAAUUGUUCAAACUUCAAGUCGGAAAUUCCACAUUGUUGCAAGAAAGAUCCUAUUAUAGUCGACCUCGCACCAGAAGCUCCACCAGAGAAAAGAUCAGAUGGCUGCUGUCAUGGUGGAUAUCUUGCUGCCUCAGCUAUUAAUCCUUCCAAUUCUUUCGCAUCCUUUGAGAUGAAAGUUGGAAACUUGAGGGGCAAUUAUACAGCUCACAGGCCUCUAAAUCUCACUCUAAUGGCUCCAGGACCUGGUUAUACUUGUGAUGAAUUUGUGGACACAGAUCCAACAACAUCUUCGGUUAUAGAAGGACAAAGACAAGAACAAGUAAUCAGGACAUGGAAAUCAACAUGCACCUACUCAACUUUCUUGGCCAACAAAUCGCCAACCUGUUGUGUUUCUCUUUCAACAUUUUACAAUCCUGAGGUGACACCAUGCCGUUUGUGUAGCUGUGGAUGUAAAUUAGCUGACAAGGAGGCAAAAUCAUGCAUUGGACAAAGCUCGUCAUCACCAUAUGAGCGCGAGCUACUUCAGUGUACUGAUCAUAUGUGUCCACUACGGGUUCACUGGCACAUCAAGAAGAAUUACAGGUAUCAUUGGAGGGUGAAACUGACCAUUUCCAACUACAACUUACGUAAAAACUAUUCCAACUGGAAUGUGGUAGUCCAACAUCCUGGUUUUAGCCAUCAGGCAACUGUCUUCAGCUUCAACAACACAAUGCUCCCUACUGUUGGUGUCCCAGAUGAAGUUGCACUCUUCUGGGGUUUAGACUUCUACAACGAUGCAUUGUUGCAAGCUGAAGAAACACAAGUAGGAUCUGUGACGACAGAGAUACUUUUACGUAAGGACAUGAGCUCAUUUACACUCAGUAAUGGAUGGGCAUUUCCAAGAAGAGUAUAUUUCAAUGGCGAGAACUGCGAAAUGCCCCUUCCACAGAUUUUCCCUAUGCUUCCAAAUGGUUACUCAAAUGUAAAACCUUGUAGUAGCCAUCUUUCUGUUCUACUAUUGAUAUAUUUGACUUACGAAACACUUAACUUCUGGUCCUAGAUCAAGAUUUUGCAUCUUCCACCUUAUGAUUACCUUCAGUAUCCCACCUCAUGAGAAUCAACUUCACUGCUCCUAUUGGUAUGCCGAAGGUGAGAAAUCAUCAAUUAAAUGAUACAAAUGAAAACGAGGCCGUGAAAACAAGGACCAUUGGUUGUAAUUGGCUUCUGUUCUUGUACCAAUGUGUAAACAGAUGGCUAACCAGCAUCCUGUGGUUACAUUUAUUUUGUCUUCUCUCAUUUGGGUACGCGGAAAAUAAAACCAUUUCUUGUAAAAGCCACAUAAGCGUAUCAGAUUCACCAGAGGAACUCACAGGUACUACGAGAGCCCUCUGUCCCAACUCCAACUCCCACGCAUCUAAGAAGCUUACAUGGUUCGCCGGUUCCAUAGAAAACUCUCAUUUGUUGAAGCUGGUUCUUGAAGUUAAAGGGACAGGAUACAACGUUUUCCAUUUGCAAAUUCUUCUGCCAAAAUUUCCCAGUGUGACUUUUCCCUUCAUGCACAUUUCAUCACUGUGCUACCUGACUAGGUUCACUAAAUUUAUGCAGAAACAUUUUUUGUAAUGUGUAAACCUGUUCAAAAAAUAAAAACAGUUUUACGUGUUUAAUUCAAAAUGAAUUAACGUUGAGUAUGGAACCAUAUAUUGCGGGA
Molecule: messenger RNA, 2696 nt
Organism: Capsicum annuum
Lineage: Eukaryota; Viridiplantae; Streptophyta; Magnoliopsida; Solanales; Solanaceae
Product: COBRA-like protein 1
Exons: 6
Coding region: 726-2048 (440 amino acids)
Biological process (GO): cellulose microfibril organization; plant-type cell wall cellulose biosynthetic process
Cellular component (GO): plasma membrane
Source: RefSeq, a predicted model, not a curated record